Dromiciops gliroides (monito del monte) is the source of this 1526-nucleotide messenger RNA. RefSeq names its product family with sequence similarity 98 member C (gene TSLIG3C). The coding region runs from base 300 to 1376 and encodes 358 amino acids. Lineage: Eukaryota; Metazoa; Chordata; Mammalia; Microbiotheria; Microbiotheriidae. Gene Ontology annotation, cellular component: tRNA-splicing ligase complex. The record is from RefSeq and is a predicted model, not a curated record. The transcript is spliced from 7 exons.
CGCACGCGCACACACGAGCGCUGAGGUCACGAUGACUGGGACUGGACUUUCCAGCAGUCACGAGCGCUCCCUCGCCUAGCUUCCGGCUGCUAUGGGAACGAACGCCCCCUCGGCCUUGAACCUGCCGGCUCUCCGGGGCGGGGCGGGGCCAAUGAGGAGGCUUGCCCCACCCCCGCCCCCGCGCUGGGAGCUCCCUUAGCGGCCGCAGCCGCCGGCCCGAGGGCGGAGCCAGGCGUUUGCCGGCGUCUUCUACCGGAGGGAGGGGAGGGAGGGGCCCGGACGGGCAGGCGGUUUGCGGGAUGGCUGCGUCAGAAGAGGCCCCACCGGCGGGGAGCCCAGAGGAGGCGGCCUGGCUGGCGCGCGCCGUGCGGGCCCUUGGGUGCGCGGCAGGCUCCCCGGGGAAGGAGCCCCGGUCGGAGGCGGAGGCAGGCGCGAGGCUAGCGGAGGCCGCGGCCCGCGGAGCGUCGUGCGCCCACUUCCGAGCCUUGUGCGCACGUCUGGCGGCCGAGCUAGGCGCGCUGGGGGCCCUGAAAGAAGGGGCGGUCCUGAACGCCGGAGACGCCGACGGCCCCGAAACGGAGGACUGCUUCCUGCUGGAGCUGAGCGGCCUGCUGCGGGAGCUCCAAUGCCCAGACCGGGCCCUCACCACGGGGAACCCCACAACUCGGCUCCGGGCCCCCGGCAACGGCCUGCGCCUGCUUCGCUUCCUCUGCUCAGAGCUCCAGGCAGCUCGACUCUUGAGCCUUCGAAGCCCACCCGACUCCUCCCAUGCUGAGGCCCGGGAAAAAGCUCAGGGAGAGCUGGCCCUGAUUCUCCAAGCUCUGGGGAUGCCCCAGCCGGAGCCAGGCACCCCAGCCAGCCAGGUGCUGAGAGAGGUUCAUUCGAAGAUCUCAGACUUGCUUCCCUCCCUGCCCCCUGGUCACCUGGACCCCCUACUCACUCAGCCUCUGGAUGCUCCUCGAUGGGAGGCCCUGAGUACCCUCUCCAGCUGCCUUCGGGAUCAGUACUGCUACCGCCGUCGUCUCAUGCUGACCAGGCUGGAUCUCACAGCAUCUGCCUUCCAUUGGACAGAGCGGGCCCAGAGCCAGGGCACUGCCAUGACAAAUGUCUUGAAGCCCCUACGUCAGGGGUUGGCCCCUGAGUCUGGUGUCUCCCUUGCCCACGUCUUGGCUUCCAGGGCUGACCUCUCCCGACUGGUCCCAGCCACAGGGCAGACUGCCCGUCUGACUACCUGCUGCCCCAUCAACAAGGUGCUGAUGGGCCCAGUCCCUGACAGAGGGGGCCGGCCCAAUGAUCUGGAAGCCCCUAUGCCCAGCUGGCAGAGCCGCAGGGAAGGGGGGCACCAGCACUGGGGACGGAAGAAGAAGAGACGGUGAACAGGAUGCUGUCCCCCAUAUCAUGGCCCAUCUGGAGCCCUUUGUCUCUGUCAGGGGCUGAAGGACCCCAGGGUGUGCAUCCAGUUUUCCACUCAGUUCCCAUCCCCAGCAAAGCCAAGCUCUCUGGAAAAAUAGAUUUAAUUUACAAUA